Molecule: messenger RNA, 3152 nt
Organism: Trifolium pratense (red clover)
Lineage: Eukaryota; Viridiplantae; Streptophyta; Magnoliopsida; Fabales; Fabaceae
Product: pentatricopeptide repeat-containing protein At5g06540-like
Exons: 3
Coding region: 144-1625 (493 amino acids)
Biological process (GO): RNA modification
Molecular function (GO): RNA binding; protein binding
Source: RefSeq, a predicted model, not a curated record
ACCCCACAUAAAAAUAAAUUCUCGACCAUUCCUAAAGACAUAGAAUAUAUUAUGCACUAGUCCGAGUUCAAACUCAAAAAAAAAAAAAUUACGACCAAAAUUGCACGGAUUGUCAUUGUUUACGACACUGCACUGAACAACAAAUGUUGGCGAGAGAGGCAGAAUUCUUUCAAAUGUUGCCGCUAAAACUGCAAUCCUUCCUCAAACACUGCACCGCCACCACCACAACAUCGUGGCUACCAAAAACCUCAUCAUCACUUGCAUUUCCAUCCCAAAAUCAUAAACCACCCACCCUAACAUUCCUCGCCGACAAUUCCACCACCAUACAACACCUCAAACAAGUCCACGCACAAAUGAUCAUUUCUUCACACAUCAACGACGAAUUCGCCGCAAGCCGUUUAUUCUCAUCAUUCGCACUUUCCCCUUUCGGUAACCUCACUCACGCUACUAAAAUCUUCUCUUCCAUACAUAAACCCAAUUCCUUCAUGUGGAACACUCUCAUUCGCGCUCAACAACAACCCCACAAAUCUCUCUCCCUUUACGUCUCAAUGCGUAGACUUGGUGUCUUACCAGGUAAACACACUUUCCCUUUUCUCCUCAAAGCUUGUUCGUCACUCUCGAAUCCGUUGUUACCUUGUAAACAAGUUCAUUCACAUGUGGUUAAAUUUGGGUUGUGUUUUGAUUGUCAUGUGGCUAAUGGUUUGGUGCGUGGUUAUUGUGUUUCUGGUGAUUUGGUUGAUGCCCGGUACGUGUUUGAUGAAAUUCCGAUGAAAAGUUUGAGUCUUUGGACUAGUAUGAUUUGUGGGUAUGCUCAGAAUUUUUGUUAUAAUGAGGCUUUAGAGCUUUUUGAGGGGAUGAUUGUUGAAGGUUUUGAGCCUAAUGGUGCUACCUUGGCUUCGGUUUUGUCUGCUUGUGCUCGGUCGGGUUGUCUUGAGCUUGGGGAAAGGAUUCAUGAGUUUAUGAGAGUGAAAGGGGUUGAAGUGGGAGUGAUACUUGGGACGGCGUUGGUUUAUAUGUAUGCGAAGAAUGGGGUGAUUUUAAUGGCGAGGAAGUUGUUUGAUGAAAUGCCUGAGAGGAAUGUUGUUACUUGGAAUGCUAUGAUUUGUGGUUUGGCUUCUCAUGGAUAUGUUGAUGAUGCUCUUAGUUUAUUUGAGAGUAUGAAGAAGGAGGGGAUUGUUGUUCCUAAUGGUGUUACAUUUGUUGGGGUUUUAAAUGCUUGUUGUCAUGCAGGUUUGAUUGAUGUCGGUCGCGAGGUUUUUUGUUCGAUGAAAGUUGUGUAUGGAAUUGAACCGAAGAUUGAGCAUUAUGGGUGCAUGGUUGAUCUUCUUGGGAGAGGAGGUAAGUUGUUGGAGGCAGAGGAAAUGAUAAAAAGGAUGCCGUGGAAACCGGACGUGGUUAUUUUGGGAUCUUUGCUGGCAGCUAGCAAGAAUAAUGGAAACACUGAGGUUGCUGAAAGGGUGGUGAAAGAAAUUCUUAAUCUGGAACCUCACAAUCAUGGAGUUCAUGUUGCUUUGUCGAAUAUGUACGCAGAGGCUGGACUAUGGCAGGAAGUUUCAAGACUGAGGAAGAUGAUGAAAGAAGAGAAACUCAAGAAAGAUCCGGCGUGGAGCCUUGUUGCAACUUAAUUGAGUUUCUAACAUGGCUUGUAUACGCCAGAUACUUCUCAUUUUUUACGGAGAUUUGAUUAUUUCAUUAUUAGAAAAAUGGCAAGGAAGUGAGUUAUUAUUCAACUGUUCCCGUUGUUCCCAAAAAUAUUUAUGAAGCUUACUGAAGAAAUGAUUCCACACUGAUGCUAUAUCAUGGAGUUGUAUCCUAACAAUUUGACAUAUGACAGAUUUUUCCUUCGCUGUUGCAAGCACAUAAGUAUGCUGCUGGAGUUGAGAGGAUAUUUACUGUUUGGUGUUUGAGGACUGUUAGAUUUUUAUAUUGAGCCUAACUCACCCUUGGUUGUUAGAUUUUUAUGAGGUUUCAAGUGCUAACCAAUCCCCAAUAUCAAGUGCGGAUUGAUGAGCCAAACGGAGAAUUCUUAAAAGCUUUAUCUCAUUGGUGUUUCUGCUGCAUAUAUGAUGGACAAGGAAGUUAGGGGAGAAUUGCUUAUGUAGCAGAUAGUGGGGGCAAGCAACCGAAUAUAGGAAAAAUGGGAAGGGAAUCAUCCCGGUCAAUUUUGGCUUGAACCUUAUAGGUUGUUCAGAGAGAGUGUCAUGUCUUCUCUGAAAUGUAACGGCUCUCGGGUUGCAUGGAGCUUUUCUUAUGUCUUGGGAUGCAUGUGGUGAUUGAGCUGUCAACUGUUCAUGGAUUACUGCCUUGCUUUCGAGCUGUACUCGCUGUGCUAGGGAAGUGUUUGACCUUGCACAACACACUUUGACGAGAGCAGGCUCUUCUCUGUCACUGUUAAUAAAUCAGCAACGAUUUCAAAACUGAUUAAGUAUGUUGAAGGCAGGUGGGAGUGGGGUUGAGUGUGGCGUAGGCUGCUCUUUGCAUCGGAGGAGGAUCAGUUGAAGGAAUUAGAAGAGUUGAUUGCUAGUGUGGUAAUCUUCCCCGGGCAUGAAGAUAAGUGGAGUUGGAAGUAUGAUACAUGCACAGGAUUCUCUGUUAGAUCAGCUUACAACCAGCUGCAAUUUUCGAUGAUGCAAAAUCAGUGUGAUGAUGGGUUUGCCUGAUUGUUUAAGCUUUUCUGGAGCUGCUCAGUGCCGUCAAAAUUUAUUUUUCAUGGUUGGCGUACUCUCUUGGAUAGAGUCGCGAUGAAGGAUGCUUUGGUUGCAAGGGGUGACACAUCUUUUGUGACGGUGCUAUUGAGAGUUGUAGUCAUGCAUUUUUCUCCUGCCCAUUGCUUACGGUGUGUGGACAUCGAUCUAUCGCUGGCUGGGUUUUUGCCGCAUCAGCGCUGGAGCACUUUCUGUAGCAUUGAGUGUUGCUUACGGGUAAAACAUGGAAAAAGACUCACAUGACGUGGCAUGGCUUGUUGUUGUUUGGUCAAUUUGGGUUGUGCUAGAAACAAAGUUGUCUUUAAAGGAAUGUUACUUUUCCAAAUGAUGGCAUAUUAAAUGUAAAAUUCUUGUCUUGGAGCUUGUUUUCAUUGAGGGUUAGAAAAAGAUCUGGUGUAGAGCUGGUCAUUUAUUUAUUUUGCAAUUAAAUCAUUUUGGAAUUGUUUA